Sclerotinia sclerotiorum 1980 UF-70 is the source of this 1656-nucleotide messenger RNA. RefSeq lists its product as hypothetical. The record is from RefSeq and is a predicted model, not a curated record. Lineage: Eukaryota; Fungi; Ascomycota; Leotiomycetes; Helotiales; Sclerotiniaceae. The transcript is spliced from 3 exons. Bases 1 to 1656 code for a protein of 551 amino acids.
AUGCCUUCGUUUCGUUCCACACUACUGGUUAUGGCACCCACUCUGUUUAUCUCUAAUGCUCACUACCAGCAGAGUUGGGAGGGAGAGGGAAAACGUCAAUGUCCCGGUCCUCGAGACCAAGAAGGGUUAGGGGAUCAGGACUCGAUGUCGCAGAGGCUUUCUGCGUCUCGUCCUGCAUCUCGCUCACCACCAGAAAGUCAAAAGAUUACUCUCCCACCAGUGCAGGUGCGAGAUGAUCCUCGACAUGGAGGGCGACCAGCAGACAGACAACUAGAGCAAGGCAACCGAGGAUUACCACAACCUCAUCAUACAUUACCAUCCCCUUCAUUGCGAACUCCUCAGUCCGCAUCAACUAGUGAGGAUUGGAAGUCCUCUGGACCAUCGCGCGAUCUCGGUGUGCAUUCAAUUCUGAAUCCGACAGAGCCUGAAAGCGUAUCAAAUUCUGGUCGCCGACUGAGUGGCGGCACUACAGGCUCGCCACUCUCUAUCACAGGGCCGACUUCACAUUUUGGUGCAAGCCCAUUGGUGACAACUACUCAUCCUUAUUCCAGUCGACCUCCCGUUAGCACUUCGCCUUCCUUAGAAAGUUUUAAUCCAAAUUUCCCAAGGGGUCCAGCCCGCAGAAUGCUAACAUCCAGAUCACCUCGGCCUGCUAGUAUAGGCAGAGCACCUAUUCAUGGAACUAUCAAUGCACAAGAGUCUCCCUUUUUACCCUCGAAAAGGGCAGAACCAAUGCGAACUCCGGGCUCAGAGAACCCACCUAUGCCAACACCGCCGGGGCAAAUUCAGGCGCAGCACUAUGGAUUUCCCCAUACAGGUACAACGCCGGUCGAUCGACGUACAGAUACUUCUCAAAUGCAAGCUCCUGGGCGUGCCCAACACAGCGCUAGUCCUAGCAUCUCAGUGUCUUCACAAACGCCGAGCCAGACUUCUCCGGCAUCCAAUUAUCCUUAUCAAAGUGGGCAGAAUCCUCAGACAAGUGGGUCUUAUUUCCCAGGUUCGAGUUUUAGUUCUUCAGUGCAGCAAGGAAGUGGAUUACAAUUACAAGCACCGCCUGCGGCAUCAGAAGGAGCAUCGGCGCGAUUCCGACAACGCAGAAAGGAAAAAGAGAAAGAGGCCUCAUCCAACAUCGAAAAACUGCAGUCACAGACUAGGGAAUUGGAACGAAGAGUGAGGGAAGCUGAAGGAGAGAGGGAUUUCUACCGAGGAGAACGAGAUCGUUUUAGGGAUAUGCUGCUCCGAAAUCCAGGAACUAGAGAUAUGGCUCUUCAUGGACCGCCAAGUCCUCGUUCCAUGAGGCCAAUGUCUUAUCCAGGUCCCCUUCCACCAAGCGGCCCGCCAAUGAGCUUCCAAGGUUCUGAAAGCGGUGAAAGACCAGCAAGACGUCGAAGGACUGAUGCACAAGGCGAUUUUACGAGUGUCCCAUACUCGCAUUCUCCGGCUUCAACUCUACCUCCCGUUCAGACUGGAUUCCCAUCAGCUCAUAGCCAAGGACUUCCUAGCCUGCCACCUCUAAGAAUUGAUAAUUCUUCGACAGGUUCAGCGACAGGAAUAUCGACUCCGUCGAUAUCGGCAGGGCCUCCUUCAUUCGACCCAUACUCGCGAGGACCAUACGAUCGAGCAUGGCCUAAACAAGAAAACGGCGGACGAAGAUGA